ACCGCUCCAAUGACCCGGACAUGACUGAACGAUCCUGCGAUUCAGAAUCGAGAUCACGUUGUUCAAAUCACGACGCCAUCCCUUACAAGUUACAACUGGCCACAUGCAUGGCCCAGCUGAUAUCAAGCCCCUAGGUGUGAACGGUGAACUGGCUGGGCGCUGGCACCACUACUUUCAUGUUGGAGCGUGGGACAAGUCCAACAGAAGUUAUGCUACCUGUCCUGUUCAACUAAGCUUCUGCUACAUAGACUUGAUGACCAGCAGAUUCAGCAUGAGAAUCAGCAACCCCUGAGUCAAGAUUCUGGCUGAGACUGAUCUUCUGGUCUUGCCCUGAUUUGGGUCCGUUUCCCGGGGCCCCAGAAAGUUGUCGAUUCUCAAGAUAAGACAUCAUCGUCGCUUGAUAACGGCCCGCAAUCGCGAUCACCAGAGCAUGUGUGUGUGUGUGUGUGUGCGCGCGCGUGUGUGUGUGCCUUGCGCCUUCCAGCCGCCUGGAGCGAUAACAGGAGUGAUGUUUAAGCAGAAGUGAAAAAUGAUCGCCAGUUACUUGACGUCGUCGACGUGAGGUUGGCAUCGCCUAUCGGCCAGCCAAAAGCGUCCAUUCCAACCCCAGUUUUCACUGGACUUGGUCAGGCUGCCUGACCCCGCGAAUACCACCCUCCAAGAAGCAAAAACAGUACAUUGAAAACAAGCCCAGAGCUAAAGUUGGCACACACCCGCAUCUCGAAAGUUUGGGGGAGAAGCGCACACACCACCCAUCCCCGGAUUUCAACUGGCAAUCCUUCCUUGGACUCCAGCCCAGAUUCGGAAAACUUGUCAAAAUUGGUGUUUCUUCUUGGUUCGCACACUUUCUGCUACACACCAUUUCACGCUUGCAUCCGAUUUCUGGCACAGCUCUCAUUCGUUCUUGAUUUGUAGCGGUGAACUUGCCUUACAUUUCUGUGCCGGACUUGUGUUGCCGUGAGUCGACUGCUCUAAUCAAACCGACUGUUUCCCUCAGCUUGGUGCUUAUCGUGGCCAGGGGUUGUUGAACCACUCAGCCCACGAAAGACGGCCACAUUGAGAAAAUCCCCCACUUGCCAGACACUUCACUGGUGUGCAUCUGCCAUUGUAUGUGUGGUACAUGGCGCGUAUCGCCCGGUGCAAGACCCCUUCACCGACCAUCCCGGCCCGAGACACCUGGGCCAGCCAGCAAAUGGCUGUUUUUGAACUUCACAUGUUGAAUUUUAAUCUUCCCAACAAUUACCGUGAACAAGGGGAUGCUUUCCUCAGAACAUUAUUAGGCUUAAUUAGAGACAGUUUCGCCAUCCUUUGUACACCGACAGUACGCGCGCAAAAAAGCAUCAGACAUCCAAUGAUACUUUGUCCCUUUGCUGUACCAAAUCAAAAUAGCUGCACCCCUGAGUUUGGCCGGGCUGAGCAAAGACAGAGUCUUGGUAUCUGGAGGACGCGUAUCCUAAGCCCGUUGUCCUACCUCUCAGAAACAGUCUCAGGACCACGUAUGACUUAUCAGUGUGAGCCAGUCACCAGUGUACCCGUAUCUAUCAGGGGAAACCCUAAGAGGGUGCCUGGAAGGCUUGAAGCCUCAUGGGCUGACGUGAUGCGCUGGAUGAAUUGAUGCAAAGUUGAGGCGUGCCACCCGGUACAUUGACAGAAUCGCAAUUUCUUGCUUGCGCACUGAUGGGCGAGGUUGAAAUGUUCUGUCCUCUCACCCUUUUGCUUUUGGUGUCACCACCAACACGCGCACACCCCACGGGGAGGGUCAAGAAGCCCCCAUUCACUCGUCGAGGACCUUAUACGUCGCCUUAUCAACAAAGACUGAUCAAGGGCAUUUGUGGCUUCAAUCUUUCUGAUAGACUCUCAGCCCAGCGGUCCUGCACCCCGAAACUGAAAGGUCUCCUCAUCUGGCGCGGCCGCUGAGGGGCACUUGUUGCGCCCUGAAAAUAUGAAUAGCCGGGAGGCUCAUAUCAUAAGCCGAAAGGGUUUAUUCUCUGGUGGAUGUGCAUGGGUAGAUAACAGAAGCGAAAAGAGACAACAGUAAGAGUGAGUGCGUCUACCAAUACCGGCACAGCACUACAUCACCUGGGAGUUUUGCUUGUUUCCCAUGUAAUGACCACCACCAUCUGAGAAUUUCACCAUCGGGGGCGCUGACACACAGAGGCUAGGUUGGGGUUGGAUACCCAGGUAUGGAUGGGAUGGGGUGUGGUGUGAUAGUGCAUAUCCAUGGUGGGGAUGCGGCAGAUCAGAUUGUGGCAGUUCUGCCCGUCAGCCAUUUUGAUCGAAUAUGCAUAGACCUUGAGGAUGUGUCCGAAAGAGAAAAAAAUAUCAGGACAGUAUCGGAACAUCUGCUAUGAUGUAUCUGAGCAUUCCUCUUCCGAAUACCCGGACAGAGAUAAACUCUUCCAGACAUGCUUACCCCGUCAACAUCUGUCGUCAAACUCCCCGUCAUAUGACGGCAUCCUUAGAUCUGUCUGAUCUGGUUUAUCUAAAAAAGGGGUACCAACGCCGAGCUGGGCUGGGCUUGGCCCCCAAGACAAGCCAAAUUCUAAACCAAACCUUGCCCUGCUUGGUAAAUAACCCCCCCCCUUCAGACAGAGAGAGGGAUAGAGGGAAAAAUAGGUAAUAUUGGCCCUUCCGAUUCUGCGGUUCCGCUCUGGGGAGGUUUGUUUCUGUCUCUAGAUCCCCCUCCUCGAUCGUGGUUAAACCUUCUGCAACGGAGAUAGCGUCAUCCAAGGAUGUCGCGACGUAAGUUAUUCAGCAUUGAACCUGCGAAGUCCCUAAUGGAUAGCCACCCCUCCAUAAGUUGCAAUGGCCAUCUGUUACACGCGAUGAUCCUGACAUCAGCCAUCAGGCCAGCAGGUUUACGACACGGUGAGUUCAUCGCUGGCAUUCCAGAUCAGCCAGGUUACUUCGUUUCCAAGUGGAGGGGGUUAAUAAACUCUGUGAGCAUUGCAACUGUGGGUUUUUGUUGAAUAACAUCGCUGCAUUUUUUGGUCUAGGUAUCUAUCUAUCGCCGUGAAUC
This is a messenger RNA of Fusarium odoratissimum NRRL 54006, 3019 nucleotides long. RefSeq lists its product as uncharacterized. NCBI's taxonomy places the organism in Eukaryota, Fungi, Ascomycota, Sordariomycetes, Hypocreales, Nectriaceae. The coding region runs from base 1121 to 1615 and encodes 164 amino acids. The record is from RefSeq and is a predicted model, not a curated record. The transcript has a single exon.